Klebsormidium nitens is the source of this 927-nucleotide messenger RNA. The record is from the annotation of a GenBank genome assembly. NCBI's taxonomy places the organism in Eukaryota, Viridiplantae, Streptophyta, Klebsormidiophyceae, Klebsormidiales, Klebsormidiaceae.
AUGUCCACAGAUGCGAAAGGUGCUGCAGAAGGUGCUGAGAAGAAGCCGUCAAUAGGAUGGCUGGGCCUGGGGAUCAUGGGUACCGCCAUGACUCGCAACCUUCUGAAAGCAGGGUACGACGUCACCGUCUGGAACCGGACACUCAGCAAAGCAGAGGGCAUGGUGCAGGAAGGGGCAAGGCUUGGCAAGACCCCCGCGCAAGUCGUGCGCGACUGCGACAUCACGUUUGCCAUGCUGGCGGACCCUGCAGCUGCGCUUAGCGCUGCUCUCGGAGAGGACGGAGCCGUCGCCGGAGUCAGUGCUGGAAAAGGGUACGUCGACGUUUCAACAGUGGACGGCGACACAGCGCGGCAGAUUGCGGAAGCUGUCAGGAAAGCUGGGGGUCAGUUUUUGGAGGCCCCCGUAUCCGGCUCGAAGAAGCCUGCCGAAGACGGGACUCUCAUCUUUCUGACGGCAGGGGACAAGGCGCUCUUCGACCGUGCCAGCGCAGCGUUCGACGUCAUGGGUAAGGCUAAGUUUUUCUUGGGAGACGUUGGGCAAGGGGCCAACAUGAAGCUAGUGGUCAACAUGGUCAUGGGCAGCAUGCUGGCCUCGUUCUCGGAGGGGCUUCUACUGGGCCAGGCUGCGGGCCUCAGCCCAGAAACCAUUCUGGAGGUUGUUUUGCUGGGCGCCAUCAACGCUCCGCUGUACAGCAUGAAGGGCCCCACCAUGCUCAAGGGCUCCUACAGCCCCGCCUUUCCGCUCAAGCACCAACAAAAGGACCUCCGGCUGGCACUCGAGCUCGCGGAGGCGGUCGGGCAGCCGCUCCCAGUCGCCGCGGCCGCCAACGCGCUCUAUGAGAAAGCCCGGGAGGCGGGCCUGGGGGAUCAGGACUUCUCGGCGGUGCUGGAGGCGUUGAAGCAGCGGCGAGGGAAGGACGGGGCGUAA